Molecule: messenger RNA, 4564 nt
Organism: Lepisosteus oculatus (spotted gar)
Lineage: Eukaryota; Metazoa; Chordata; Actinopteri; Semionotiformes; Lepisosteidae
Source: RefSeq, a predicted model, not a curated record
UGGAGCAUCUGCCGCGCGAACUGCAAAUACACGGAGCAGCUUUCUGCAGGGGAAUAGGGGAACAGAAAUCGGCACCGAAAGACUGCUUUUAUAAAGACACGUCUCUCUCGUGGACAGCUCCGGUGGAAGAAAGUAACAUGCCAAAAAUUACUCUAAAAGGCAUCGCCGUGGAUUUUCCUUUCACUCCCUAUAAAUGUCAAGAGGAUUACAUGAACAAAGUUAUUGAAUGCCUGCAAAACAGGGUAAAUGGCGUUCUGGAGAGCCCGACUGGCACAGGGAAGACUCUGUGCCUGCUGUGCGCCUCGCUGGCUUGGAGAGAUCACUUCAAAGACACUAUUUCCGCCAGGAAGAUAGCCGAGAAAAUGGGCGGUGUGGAGCUCUUUCCUGACAGGCCUCUGUCUUCAUGGGGCUCUUCUGCUACAGAUGGAGACACACCUGCUUAUUACACAGAUAUUCCGAAGAUUAUUUAUUCAUCCAGGACACAUUCCCAGCUAACCCAGGUCAUCGGUGAGCUAAAGAACACUGCAUACAGGCCUAAAGUGUGUGUACUGGGAUCCAGGGAGCAGCUGUGCAUCAACCCCGACGUGAUGAGACAGGAAAGUAACCACAUUAAGGUACACAUGUGCCGAGCCAAGAUGUCAACUCGCUCCUGUCUAUUCUACAACAAUGUUGAAGAAAAGAGCAACGAAAAGGAGCUUGUGAACACUAUUUUGGAUGUGGAAGAUUUAGUGAAAAGUGGCAACAAACACAGGGUCUGUCCGUAUUACUUAUCCCGCUCCCUGAAGCAGCAGGCUGACAUUAUCUUCACACCCUACAACUAUCUCCUCGACCCAAAGAGUCGAAGGGCACACAAUAUUGAUCUGAAGGGUGCUGUGGUUAUUUUUGAUGAAGCCCACAAUGUGGAGAAAAUGUGCGAAGAGUCUACCUCGUUUGAUCUGACUCCGUAUGACCUUGCCACGGGGAUUGAGGCUGUGAAUCAGGUCCUGGUGGAGCAAGCCAGCCAGGCCGGCCAGAACGAUGUGAAUGAGGACUUCAACGUGGAAACUCUCAAUUCAGGGUUAAAAAUGGACAUAGCCAUUAUUGCCAAAAUCAAAAGAAUUCUUCUUGACCUUGAAGCUGCUAUUGACUCCUUUGAGAUACCGGCCGAUGGCAAGGGUGUAACUAAACCAGGAAGCUUUAUUUAUGAGCUGUUCAGGAAGGUGCACCUGACAUUUGAGACAAAAUCUUCUGUCCUGGAAGCACUGGAGCAGAUAACUGGGUUUUUAGCUGGACGACCUGGUGUGUUUAUUAACACGGCAGGGCUCCAAAAGCUCUCGGACAUCAUCCAGAUUGUGUUCAGUGUGGAUCCACCAGAGGGCGCACCGGGAUUUGACAUGGAGCAGAGCAUCGCAAAACACUACAAGGUGCAUAUCCAUCGAGACACGAGCAGUCACAAAAAGAAACAGAGCACGGAUAUAUGGUCAUCGUCAUCCUCCAAAAAACAAGGGAAUGUUCUGAGCUACUGGUGCUUCUCCCCUGGAUUCAGCAUGCAGGAGCUGCUGCAUCAGGGCGUGCGCUGCAUCAUCCUCACCAGUGGGACCCUCUCCCCGCUGUCCUCCUUCACCUCAGAAAUGCAAAUUCUCCAUUUAGAGCGCUCUAGUGCGCGUCCAGUACGUCCCUGCACAAACGGCGACAGCAUACGCGGUAGGCACCCCCCAGAUCCACAGCGCUCUUUUGCUCAGGUCUCUCUGUUUGGCUCCCAGGCCAGCGAGGGGCUGGACUUCUCCGACUCGAACGGCAGAGGGGUCAUCAUCACCGGCCUGCCCUUCCCCCCUCGUAUGGACCCGCGGGUCAUCCUGAAGAUGCAGUUUCUCGACGAGAUGCGGAGGAAAGCGUCUGGUGGGGUGAAGUACCUGUCGGGACAGGAGUGGUACCGGCAGCAGGCAUCCCGGGCUGUCAACCAGGCCAUCGGCAGAGUCAUCAGGCACCGGGAGGAUUAUGGCGCCAUUUUCCUGUGCGACCACAGGUUUAUGUCCGCCGACGCGCGGUCGCAGUUACCCUCCUGGGUCCGCCCCUACGUCCGAGUGUACGACAACUUCGGACACGUGAUACGAGACGUGGCGCAGUUUUUCAGAGUGGCUCAGAAGAUCGUGCCUCCUCCCAAAGGAAAGGCGUCCUUGUCCAAGUGUGCGGCAGUGUGUUCUUCGAGGGACACGUCCAGCAGCUGCGCAGCCUCUGCCUCACCGUUGUCAGCCCGGGGCCUCUCGGUGCAGAAAGCCAAGGCCUUAGACGCACACGUCCCGAGUCUUAAAAAGAGACGGCUUGAUGAUCCCGCGGCACAAGACGGCCUUUCGAGGCUGUGCAUCGAGUACGAGAGCGAGAUGGAGUCGGGGCGCAGGAAGCCAGCGAGCCUGUUAGACGCCCUAGAUCAUAAUGAGAGGAAGAGAGGGGAGGAAGAGGAGCACCUGGUGGGAGAGGAAAAGGCCAGCCGGUUGUCAACGUUGUCCCUUCAGCAUGACAAGCGAUUAGAGGACGAGCUGCGAGGAGGGAAGAGAAGGAUUAAAGUCGUCCAGGACAGGGACCGAAGCGGCUCUCUGAGCGCCUCGGAGCAGACCAAGGCGGACAAGGCCAAGGCCUUCAUGGCCGGCGUGCGGCAGGCCCUGAGCCAGGCGAGCUACGAGCGCUUCACCAAGGCCAUGCAGCAGUACAAGAGAGCCGACGACCUGGGCGCCGUGCUGGCCGAGCUCGCCGAGCUCUUCGCGGGGGAUUCCAACAAGCAUCACUUACUCAGAGAUUUCUAUCAGUUUGUUCGGCCCCACCAUAAAAGGGGGUUUGACGAGGCCUGCCAGGAGCUGACGGGCAAGGGAUGUGGCUUCAAACCCGAGCACACUCUCUCGAAGGAAGAAAAGGAGAAGUUGUUGCUGCAGACAGCCAAGGAGGACAAAACUCAAGAAGCCGAGCGGUGCGCAGCUCCUGGCGAGUCUGACGCCUCGACGCAGCUGAACGCGAGCCUGCAGCUGAACCGUGGGGGCUCUCAUCUCCACACGGGGGGCUUGAGCCAGGAUCCCCACCCAUCCCAUCAGAUGGUUCCUAAAGACAAACCUCAGAAUCUGUCGGCCCACAAAAACCAGGUUCUCUCAACCUACCUGAGCGAUGUGAAAAAGGCCAUUGGCCCAGCUAAAUACAGCCAGUUCCAUGAGGCAAUACAGCAUUACAAAAAGACUGAUCACUAUGACAGCAUGGUUUCUACGGUGGUGGGCCUCUUCACUGAAAAACCAGAAGACUUCCACCUUCUGAGAACAUUUGCCAUGUUUGUUCGCCCUCAACACAAGCAGCAGUUUCUGCAGAUGUUUAAAGAGCUGUCUGGGGAGGAGAAGCAGUCAUCUGUUAAUGAGAAUUUGAAGGCUGAACAGGCUGGCGCAAGCCUUGAGCUUCCAGUGUCAAAAGCUAACACUUCUGGAAAAGGACAAAGCAAGAUCUCAUCUUUCUUCUCCAGCAGCCUGCAAGUGAACUGUAAGUUAGAGAGCAGCCCAGUCAAUGGACAGAGCAGCAGCUGACUCCUUUCUGUGAAACACAGACUUUUUGUUUCUCAAGCCUGGCUGCUUCUAAAAACUCAUCUGAAAGUGAUCUGAGAGAUUUUACACUGUGAUGUGAACUGCCUUUGAGACCAGUAAUUGCCAGUGAUUUCAGUAAUAUAACCCUCGCACUGUCUGUUUUUUUUACUUUUCCUUAUUUCAUCUGUGGUCUAGCCUACUUAGACUUUGGUCUUCUUUACUCUAGUCUGAAUCUUUGCACUGUCCCUCCUGAACCUUAAACAUGAUUUCAGAUCUCCCUCUGCCUACUGUUUCCUCAUACCGAGAGCUCUUCCUGAUGUAAACCCUCCUUUGAUUGGUUGUGUAUUGACCCCCUUCAAUCCAUGAAAUCAAACCCAGGACAUCUGUCCUUUCCUUGGCACUGCAGAGUUAAACAAUGGAAUUGCACAACUGGACUGACCUCACAGGGUUGUAAGCAACCAGUAUAAUCCUCAUGAUCUGGAUAAGGUUCUUCAUUGUCUCUUAAGGAUUAAACUAAACAAAACUAAAAACAGGUGACCAGUCAGCCUUUCUAACAGAACUGCUAUUGUGUAAAUGCCACGCUUGGUCAUCAGGAACUUCUACCAGGAGAAAUGUUCCUGUCUUAUUGAUGCAGAGUCAUGCUCUAGAAACAUUUGCUUUUUCCAUAUUCAGCUGAGUCACACGCCGUGUACAGUUCUCAGGUGCUUUUGAACUCAUAGGCUGGAGUAUCCCUGAGUUUGUUGCAGUGUUUCAAAACAACUGUAAUGGUACAUUUGUUCGAACUCUUCUUCUAUUACUUUAUUUAACUUUUACUUGCAUUUUUGUCUGACAGUUUAACUAAAAUUAAAAAAAGGAAACUAAAUAUCCUUGAAAGAGUGAAAAACAGGUUUGGAAUGAAGUAAUUUGCUUCAUAUGCCUGCCUCAUAAUGUAAGAAUGUUGUGUAAUAAUGAGCAUUUAAUGAAAAGCUUGUAUGUACUUGGUAAAUAAUUAUUUUUUAUAUUUCAUAUUAAAGACAAGUCCUUUUCAGGUG